AUGAGCUCAGACUCGGACGAGCCAGGUCGAUUGGGUGUUGAAACCAAACAAUUGAGAGGUUAUCAAGAGCGAAUAGUUGCGGAAGCUAGCGAGCGAAACUCUAUCGUUGUCUUACCCACAGGUACCGGUAAAACCCUCAUCGCAUGUGCUCUGAUUCUCCACCUCAUGCGCACGCGGUCUGCGAGGAAGACGCUAUUCAUAGUCCCUACUAUUGCGCUGAUGGACCAACAAGCAGCAGUUAUAGCGAGAGAGACAGGGCUGGGCGUGAUUACCAUGGGCGGUGGACGACAGCCCACGAGACUCUCGCUGAAGAAUGCGGACGUUGUGGUGGCCUUACCGGCUGCUUUCAUGAACGCUUAUGAGGAGAGCCAUGCCUCGCAUACCACCAGAGAAGAAAAC
Messenger RNA from Sphaeroforma arctica JP610, 399 nucleotides. RefSeq lists its product as hypothetical. The annotation marks the transcript as partial. The record is from RefSeq and is a predicted model, not a curated record. The transcript has a single exon. Gene Ontology annotation, molecular function: nucleic acid binding; ATP binding. NCBI's taxonomy places the organism in Eukaryota, Ichthyosporea, Ichthyophonida. Gene Ontology annotation, cellular component: cytoplasm.